GCUGCUUGACGUUGCUUUAAGCUGCACGUCUUCAGCCUCAUUAGUAGCGAGAACAGUUCAGCGGACUGUUAGUUAAUUCCUUGUCAAAGAACACUAUGAAUCAAGAAAAGCUUGCUAAACUUCAGGCACAAGUCCGGAUAGGUGGAAAGGGAACGGCCCGCAGGAAGAAAAAGGUUGUUCACAAAACGGCAACAGCUGAUGACAAGAAACUCCAGGGCUCACUGAAGAAACUGGCAGUGAACAACAUUGCAGGGAUCGAAGAGGUGAAUAUGAUAAAAGAUGAUGGGACGGUGAUCCACUUCAACAACCCCAAAGUGCAGGCGUCUCUGUCUGCCAACACCUUUGCCAUCACGGGCCACGCUGAGACCAAGCAGCUGACAGAGAUGCUGCCGGGCAUCCUGAGCCAGCUGGGAGCCGACAGCCUCACCAGCCUGCGCAAGCUGGCCGAGCAGUUCCCGCGGCAAUCAAUGGACAUGAAAGCAGUCAAGGAGGAAAUUGCAGAAGAAGAGGACGACGACGUACCAGAACUCGUGGAGAACUUUGAUGAAGCCUCAAAGAACGAAGCAAACUGAUGAAUCCUAAUUUUUUAUUUUAUUUUUUUCUCCCUCCAUUAACCGUUUUAUUUUUUACCUCUUACGGACUCACAAAGGGCAUUUCCUCUUGUGGGGAAACGGUUGUUAAAGGUGCAGCGUAUCUUCUCCGGAGAUGUGAACCACCUUUGGUUUAGCCUGCCAUGACAGCACAACAGCAACAUGCAGAUAACAUAAGUCUUGAUUUCAGUAGGCUGCGAUAUUGUGGACACGCCGAAGAAACGAGAAUCUGUACGACUCUCAGCACCCAAAGGACUCAAACUACUUUGGAGAUAAGCUUUCUACAUGGUUAAACGUGGCUAGUAUUUAAGAGAUUGUUUAUUAAAUUACAAUUUAAGUGAGCGAACAAUUCACUUUACAAUCGAGUGGUGAUUUAUAAAUUUAAUAAAACAUUUUUGGGCUAUUGAAUCUUC
Molecule: messenger RNA, 1003 nt
Organism: Micropterus salmoides (largemouth bass)
Lineage: Eukaryota; Metazoa; Chordata; Actinopteri; Centrarchiformes; Centrarchidae
Product: transcription factor BTF3 homolog 4-like
Exons: 6
Coding region: 96-572 (158 amino acids)
Source: RefSeq, a predicted model, not a curated record